This is a messenger RNA of Neomonachus schauinslandi (Hawaiian monk seal), 1680 nucleotides long. RefSeq names its product docking protein 4 (gene DOK4). NCBI's taxonomy places the organism in Eukaryota, Metazoa, Chordata, Mammalia, Carnivora, Phocidae. The record is from RefSeq and is a predicted model, not a curated record. Gene Ontology annotation, cellular component: cytoplasm. The transcript has 7 exons. Gene Ontology annotation, biological process: positive regulation of MAPK cascade; cell surface receptor protein tyrosine kinase signaling pathway. Bases 246 to 1343 code for a protein of 365 amino acids.
AGAGCGAGACAGCCAGGGGAAGAGAAAGAUGUCACUGUCUAAUCUCGCUGUCAUUCUUCUUUCCAGCCGGCGCCGGGCAGAGGAGCGGCUAGAACAAUGCUGAGGCGGGCGAGGUGAGGAGCGGCCGGCGCGGCCCCGCCGAGGGAGAUCUGGAACAGGUGAUAGGAGGAUCCAGAAACCCAGGCCACCUGGGCAGCCCUCCCCGCGCCUGGCCUGGCGCCCCGGCUGGGCAGGGGGGGGAGACCAUGGCGACCAAUUUCAACGACAUCGUCAAGCAAGGCUACGUGAAGAUGAAGAGGGGGGGGGGGGGGGAGAUCUACCGGAGGUGCUGGCUGGUGUUCCGGAAAUCCUCCAGCAAGGGGCCCCAGCGGCUGGAGAAGUAUCCGGAUGAGAAGUCAGUGUGCCUCCGAGGCUGCCCCAAGGUGACCGAGAUCAGCAAUGUCAAGUGUGUCACGCGGCUCCCCAAGGAGACCAAGAGGCAGGCGGUGGCCAUCAUAUUCACUGACGACUCGGCACGUACCUUCACCUGCGACUCAGAGCUGGAGGCAGAGGAAUGGUACAAGACGCUGUCCGUGGAGUGUCUGGGUUCGCGACUCAACGACAUCAGUCUGGGCGAGCCGGACCUCCUGGCCCCGGGGGUGCAGUGUGAGCAGACAGACCGCUUCAACGUCUUCCUGCUGCCCUGCCCCAACCUGGAUGUGUACGGCGAGUGCAAGCUGCAGAUCACCCACGAGAACAUCUACCUCUGGGACGUACACAACCCCCGCGCCAAGCUCGUCUCGUGGCCCCUGUGCUCACUGCGUCGCUACGGCCGGGACGCCACGCGCUUCACCUUCGAGGCUGGCCGGAUGUGCGAUGCUGGGGAAGGGCUCUACACCUUCCAGACCCAGGAAGGGGAACAGAUUUACCAGCGGGUCCACAGUGCCACCCUGGCCAUCGCUGAGCAGCACAAGCGCGUGCUGCUGGAGAUGGAGAAGAACGUGCGGCUGCUGAACCAGGGCACAGAACAUUACUCGUACCCCUGCACGCCCACCGCCAUGCUGCCCCGAAGCGCCUACUGGCACCACAUCACGGGCUCCCAGAACAUGGCCGAGGCCUCCAGCUACACCGGUGAGUCCCCGCCGUGCCCCCCUGCUCCCCUGCCACGGGGCUGGGGAGGACGAGGCCUUCUGCACAGGGCUCCUCGGACCUGCCCGAGGCCUGAGCCUGCCUCUGUGUCCACAGGUGAGGGGUACGGGGCAGCCCAGGCCAGCUCCGAAACGGACCUCCUCAACCGGUUCAUCCUGCUAAAGCCAAAGCCCAGCCAGGGAGACAGCAGCGAGGCCAAGACCCCAGCCCAGUGACGGCAGGGCCGGUGCACCGCAGGACGGCCCGCGGCGUACCGUGGACAGCCGCUGGGGGCUGCCGGCCCAGAGCCCAGAGCCAUGGAGCAAGCUGUCCCUUCCUUGCCCCCAGGGGUGAGCCUGGACCAAGGCACAGGGCUGGCCACAGCACCAGAGCAUGUGUGAGGGCUGGAGCUCCUGUGGGACUGUAUACUGUUAAGGAUUUUAAUAUAUAUGGCUUAUGACAUAUUCUAUAUUAAUGAGAUUUUCUCCCUCCCCACCACAUACCCAUUUUUUAAUCCCAUGACCAGGUCCUAGUCAAGGCUGUUUUUGAACGUGAGGGCAGCAGUCCCGUCCU